AUGUCUUCAAGGGGUUUCACUCUUACAUAUACUUAUCAUACGAAUAAGAGAAGAGCACCUACACCUACGACUAAGAAGACAACAAGUUCAUCAUCAACCGGAAGACAGACACGAAAGAGACAGAGAUUAGUGAGCGGAGGUGAUAGACCCAAGAAAAAGAGGAGAGGCGGAGGGCAUACUCGAGAUCA
Molecule: messenger RNA, 188 nt
Organism: Dovyalis caffra
Lineage: Eukaryota; Viridiplantae; Streptophyta; Magnoliopsida; Malpighiales; Salicaceae
Source: the annotation of a GenBank genome assembly